Messenger RNA from Musa acuminata AAA Group (dessert banana), 423 nucleotides. RefSeq lists its product as uncharacterized. The transcript has a single exon. Lineage: Eukaryota; Viridiplantae; Streptophyta; Magnoliopsida; Zingiberales; Musaceae. Bases 1 to 423 code for a protein of 140 amino acids. The record is from RefSeq and is a predicted model, not a curated record.
AUGGAGAAGGACAAAAGCCUUGUGUGGGACUGUGGCAGCUCUCUCUACGACUCUUUCGAGCUCAAGUCCUUCAUGCAGCAGCUGGACUCCGCGAUCACCUCCCGGACCAUGUCGAUGCCGCACUUGUCCGGGACCUCUCAUCCGCCUCCCGCGCAGGCCCGGAAGAAGUCCUCCAAGCUCUUCAGAUCAGUUCACAGGCUUCUCCGGUCGGUGCUCCACGUUCCAUCCAUGCUCAAGGUUCAAGUUCGGUCGCACGAACACAAGGAUCGAGCACCGCACCGGAAGUCCGGUCGACUCGCUUCGAUUCCGGAGAUCUCGGAGAAGGAAGCGGCGGCUUCCCCGGAGAUCCGCGCGUCGGUGAGGAAGACCAUGUCAGCACGCUUCACCAGCGCGACCGCACCGCCGCCGCCGGCGUUAUCAUGA